CGGGUUUUAAACGUGUUUAAUACGGGAGCCAUCAAAUGAACGAUCAAAAAAGAAACGACUUGACAAUAAUACGAAUACGAAAGUUUUAAACGGAUAAAGUACGUACGGGUACAUAUACGUGUAUUAAACGGAAUAUUUACUAACUAUGCUGGGUCGAUUGCUCCCGCCAAAAAGAAUGAACAUUUCCUCUUGUUCCCGCCAAACGUUUGGGGGAAUCAAAAUCUGGUAUCAAUGUCCAGAAUUUCUCAAACUCACAAGCCACCCUGAAGAGUGAAGAGUAAAGACUAGCAAACCUUUCUAAGGAUUCGAAGUUCCGGACUCCCAGUUUCUCAUAUCCCGCCAAAGCCCUGAUCGCCGCCAUGAAAAUCCGAACACUGAAGCUACGAGAAGCGCACAAACCAAGCCCUGGGUAUGGCGCAGCCAAUGGAUCCUCCUUCUGCUCCAUCCUAUGGGACCAGCAAGCUCGUCACCUGGUCACUGCUUCCUCCUCGGAUUCGGGAAUCUCCAUCCACGACGCUCUUCUGCCGUCAACCACUCCCAAGAUUCUCCGGCACCACCGUGAUGGAGUCACCGCGCUGGCGCUCAGCCCUAAUUCCACCUGCCUCGCCUCGGGUUCUAUCGACAACUCCGUCAAGCUCUACAGGUUCCCGGGUGGGGAAUUUGAGACAAACAUCACCAGGUUCACACUUCCAAUCCGUGCCCUUGCAUUCAAUCAAUCAGGGAGCAUGCUGGCGGCUGCAGGGGAUGAUGAUGGUAUUAAGCUGAUAAACACUGUUGAUGGGUCAAUAGCAAGGGUUCUGAAAGGGCACAAAGGAUCUGUCACUGGAUUAGCUUUUGAUCCUAUGGGUGAGUACUUGGCAUCAGUUGAUUCCAUGGGAACAGUCUUAUUUUGGGAGUUGCAGUCUGGGACUAUAUUACAUACCCUAAAAGGUGUAGCUCCUAAUACUGGGUUAGACACUUCCCUGGUCAAUAUACUAAGCUGGAGUCCUGAUGGGGAGAUGCUGGCGGUCCCUGGUCUGAAGAAUGAUGUGGUGAUGUAUGAUAGAGACACAGCGGAAAAGGUGUUUACAUUGAGGGGCGACCAUUUGCUCCCUUUAUGUUUCCUGUCUUGGUCGCCUAAUGGGAAAUAUAUGGCUACCUCAGGUUUGGAUAGGCAGGUUCUGAUAUGGGAUGUCCUUAAGAAGCAAGAUAUUGACCGUCAGAAAUUCGAAGACAGAAUCUGUUGCAUGGCGUGGAAACCAGUUGGUAAUACAUUGGCUGUUGUUGAUGUUUCUGGCAAGUAUGGCCUGUGGGAAUCAGUUAUCCCAUCAUCCAUGAAAUCUCCCACUGAUGAUAUUCCACAGAGUUCAAAAAAGAGCAAUGGACUAAUGUUAUUUGAAGAAGAGGGUCAGGAGCCUUGUUCAUCUGGUAGUCUAGGUGAUCUCGGUGAAGAUAGUGUAGGUGAAUCAGGCCCACCAAGCAGGAAAAGAAUACGGAAGCGGUCUGAAUUUGAUGAAGAUGAUCCCGCUGAGAAUACGCUCGAUGGGUUCGGCCUGCUUCCUCAACGCAUGGCUCCCAAAAGAACACAUUACUCUGCGAGAGAACACUUGGACAAGGGAUCUAACGAAGAACUGAGAAGUACAGCCAUGUCUGUGAGGUCCAAAAUGCAGGAAGCUUUCCAGCCUGGUGUUACUCCUGUGCAGCCAGGGAAGAGGCGCUUCUUGUGCUACAAUAUGCUUGGAACUAUCACUACAAUGGAAUAUGAUGGGUACUCUCAUAUAGAGAUAGACUUCCAUGAUACUAGUAGAGGACCGCGAGUUCCUGCAAUGACGGAUCAUUUUGGUUUCACGAUGGCUUGUUUGAAUGAGAAUGGGAGUGUUUUUGCCAAUCCUUGCAAGGGAGACAAGAACAUGAGUACUCUCAUGUAUCGCCCGUUCAGCAGUUGGGCAAACAACAGUGAAUGGUCUAUGCGGUUUGAGGGAGAAGAAGUCAAAGUUGUUGCACUUGGAGUUCAUUGGGUUGCAGCGAUCACUAGUCUUAAUUAUCUUCGCAUCUUUACUGAAGGUGGUUUGCAGAAGCAUAUUCUUUCCCUUGAUGGUCCAGCAGUGACUGCAUCAGGCUCCAAAAAUCAGCUUGCAGUUGUCACUCAUGCUUCUAGCUGUCUUCCUUCAAGUGAUCAGGUGCUUGAAUUCCAGGUGUUUGAUAUACGUAAUGGUACAAGGCCCUCGAGGGGGCGACUUCCAUUAUCUCCUGGUUCACAUCUUAUUUGGUUUGGGUUUAGCGAAGAAGGACUAUUGAGUUCAUAUGAUUCAAAGGGUGUCUUGAGGGUUUUCACAAGCCAGUAUGGCGGCAGUUGGCUCCCGCUUUUCAGUGCCAACAAAACAAAGAAGUCGGACGAAAACUACUGGGUUGUGGGCCUGAACGCAAACAAGUUAUUCUGCAUAGUUUGCAAGAGUACUGAAGUAUUUCCUCAGGUGAUGCCCAAACCGAUUCUCACGUUGCUGGAUCUGUCGUUCCCCCUAGCAUCUUCCGAUCUGGGAGCAGAUGUCCUUGAGAAUGAAUUUAUCUUGAACAACCUGCAUCUUUUUCAGAUCCAGAAAAGAAUAGAAGAAAGUUCAUCUGACGACGGUAGGGACACCACCGAACUCGAUGAUGAAGCUUUCAGCACGGAGGCAGCUCAAGAUAGAUGUAUCCUGAGACUCAUUGCUUCCUGCUGCAACAGCGACAAACUCGUACGAGCCACUGAACUGGUGAAACUCCUGACGCUGGAGAAAUCGAUGAAAGGAGCAAUCAAGCUCGUCACUGCUCUCAAGCUUCCUAACCUUGCAGACCGCUUCAACAGCAUACUUGAGGAACGAAUGCUGAUUGAAACCAAAGGAAUGUCAGAGACAGCUGGUGUUGCGGUUAGCCAGGGUUCGGGUUUGGCACGAAAUGGGACAGCAAGUGAGGUACCAUCAGGGCCCAGCUGCAUCCCAUCUUCAUCCACCACAUUGUCAGCGCCUCGUUUCUUCAAGAAAGUGGUGAACAGAGGUGAACAGAAAGGGAGGAAUGAUCAUAACCUCCAAACUGCGAGAGAAGUUCAGCCAGAAGUUGCAUCGAGUGGGGGAUCGACGGAGCUCAGAACAGCAGCAGCAGCAGGAACCCAGGAAUUGAACGGUACAUCCAAUCCAUUCUUGAAAUCAUCAAGCAAUGGUCCAACCAAAGAAACAACGUCCCAGCGCCCUCCUUCCAACCCCUUUAAAAAGUCAGCAAAGUGAAGAUGGUUGAUCAACCACCUGUGGGCAAAUUUGGUGUAGAGGCGCGCGAACGAAAGAGGGGGAGCUAAGAGAUGGAAUUCUUGAACAAGUUUUGGUCUUUUACUCAGCCCUUAGCUGAUCGUGAUUUCCUCAGUUGAAUUUUGCAGGUCCAUUGAAAUGACUGGAUCCCAUCUUUGUACUAAGUUCUUUUUUAGGAGUUCAAUCCACCCAAGUAGAAGUCAAGACUUUAUGCAAACCUUAACUACUUGACCUACUGUGACGGUUACGAAUCACAGGAGCAACAAACCUACCCAGAUGGCUAGAUGGAAAGCCAUAGCCACUCUGCUCCAAAUUGGUUUGGAAACCAUGGAAUCACAUGCUCAAAGCAAAGAGCAUGCAGAAUAAAGCCGUACAUUUACUGAAACAAAGUAGUAGCUUAACACAAGAGUAGUAGCACCAAAGAAGCACAAAAACAUAUUCCAAAACUCAUGUCAUUGCCAAGACAGGAACAUAAACCAAAAUGAUAACACGAUUGUAGCUCUCAAAACAAAAUCUAAAUACUCAGCUACUAAUGUCAUGGCUCUCUAUUUAAUAAACUUUAACAGCUCAA
This is a messenger RNA of Linum trigynum, 3825 nucleotides long. The record is from the annotation of a GenBank genome assembly. Lineage: Eukaryota; Viridiplantae; Streptophyta; Magnoliopsida; Malpighiales; Linaceae.